AUGGAUGCUCCUGCCGCUGGGCAGUACCGUCGCAUCAACGUGCCGCAGAAGGGGCGCCCGCCGUCGCCGCCGCCGGCGCAGCUGCCCGGCUGCGUAGCAGGACGCUUCAGCAACCCCGGCGGCGCGGGCGCGUUGGAGUGGCACCUGGCGAAUGGGGCGCCGGUGCGGCGGCGUUUGAGGAGUUCCUCCCCAAAGGCACGGGAGGGGCUUAAAGGCUCGGUGGUCUUGGGCGUCACUCCACGGCCCUACCACAACGAGGAGCGAGCCGUCAGGCGUCUCCACCAGGAGAAGACCGCCUUCACCUUCGAUGCCGCUCCGGCGCUGGGCGGCGUGCGCGCGCGGUCGCUGAGAAGGGCUCCUGAGAGGCGGAACCUGGCGCCCAGCUGGAGUAUGGGCGAGAAUUUCCCCCCCGCCGCGACAGAGGCAUGGCUCUCACCCCGGUCACGGCGCCGGUCCUUAAGCCCCAGAGCUUUGAUGGCUGAGAUCCUCAGUGGGGAGGCCCCUUCGGACGCCCGGCGCCUCCGCGGUCGCCCAGCGCCCUUCCGCAUGGCCGGAGUGCUGCAGCGACCGGUCGAGACAGCGGCGAAGCCGACCCUGCUCGCGUCCGAUGCGGCCUCCCCGGAGCGCCGCAAGGAGGACUUCGCCGCCGCGAUGGCGGCCGCGCGGCCGAUCAUGUGGUUCGGAGAGGCGCCACCGGAGGAGGAGCGCUGGAGCCCCUUCAGCUGGAGCCACAAGCCUUUGAGCAAGGUGUGGUGGGGAGAGGCGGUGUUUGAGGCGGGCGAAUUCUCGCCCCGGAGGGCUCCGUUCCGCCCGGCGGGAGACGAGCGAGGAAAUGUGCUGAGCCCGAGAUCGCUAGACUUGGAGGGCCGCUCCGUGCGGAAGGGACUAUGCUCACCACGGGACGAGCGCCGGGCGCCCUGGAUGGGUGGAGAGCCCCUGGAGAUGCGCGGGAAGAGGAAGGUGAAGACGGCGCCGGAGACAGGGGGCAUGUCUGCUGCGCUUCAGUGGCCAAAUCUUCCGGCACUACCUCCGGUGGCGGAGGUGCUGCGUCGGUUGGACGGUCCGGUCGUCCGGGAUGGCCAGGGCGAAGUGGAACGCAUCCAGGCGAAGAUCGCCUGGACGCCUAGCUGCGCCGGUCCGGAGACAGAUGACAUGUGGCUGCAAGAGAUGAUGCUGGGCUGUGACACCGAGCUCUUCGAGACUGUCCGAAAGGACGCAGGACCGGGUGCGCGACGUCGAAAGCAGAAGCCUGGGAGCGCGGAAGAGCAAGUCCGGGCCCAGGUUUGCAGCUGGAAACGUCGUCCCAGUCAAGUCACGCAGGUCUUGGUGCAGCUCCGCCAUGCGAAGCGUCCCAGAGCAGCCAGGUUUUUGCUGCAAGCGAUGGCUUCCGCGCGCUUGCCGCCCAACCCCCUGCACCGCGCCGCCGCCGUGAGCGUCUACGCUGCCGCGGCCGCCUGGGCGUUCGCGGUGGAGGAGCUCGGCCAAAUCUCGAACUUGGGGAGCACCUACAGCACGGUGGCCUACAACAGCAGCAUCACUGCACUCGAAAAGAGCUAUCACUGGCAGUUGUCUUUGCAUCUCCAUCAAGAGAUGGCACGCCGCCAGGUGCGCAAGGACGUGAUCUCCUUCAGCGCUGGUAUCAGUGCCUUAGAGAAGGCGGGCCAAUGGCAGCGUGCCUUGACGCUUUUUCGCCAGCUGGGCCAAGAGCGUCUCAAGAAGGACCGGAUCCUGCAGCUCGGGUGGAGCGAACGGCGGAGCCUGGCGCAUGUGGCGAGGAACCGGUGGAUCAAUGUCUUCAAGAACCCAGCGUAUGCGGCCAGUAUUAGUGCAUGCGAGAAAGGCAGUGCGUGGCAGCAUGGUUUGGCCUUGUACCAGCUGUCCCUUGAUGAAGGUGUUCACAGCGACGAGGUGAUUUACGGUGCCGCCAUCAGUGCCUGUGAAAAAGGCGCUCAUUGGAAAGGCGCUUUGGCCCUGUUCGAUCGAUUUGCCGUGGCGACCGCGCCUUGCUGCAGCGCCGUCAUCAGCGCUUGUGAGAAGGCGGCUCGCUGGCAGCUGGCCUUGCAGCUCCUCAGCGUCAAGCUGGCCUCGCUGCGCGACGAGGGAGAGGUGGCCUUGAGUGCUGCGAUUAGUGCCUGUGGGAAGGCGCUCGCCUGGGAAAGCGCCCUGAGUUUGCUGCGCGGUGCUCGAGGGGCCAUUGCGUUCAAUGCGGCGAUGGCUGGGUGCGGCGAUGCGGGUGAGUGGUCCUGGACCUUGUGGCUCUUCGAGGAGAUGCUCCGCCAGCAGCUCACACGGACAGAGAUCUCAUUUAACGCAUGUGUGAACGCCAUGAGCUUGAGCCUCCGAUGGGAACAAGCUCUCCAGAUCUACGAGUCCAUGCGCCCCAGCCUCCUCCGGCCAGACAUCCUCACCCUGAACGCAUUGGUCCAAGGUUUCUUGCCCCUGAUGAAAUGGACGGCAGCUGUGGCACUUCUCGAUGAACUACCUCGCAUGAGCGUGCAGGGCAAUGUGGUCACUGAGGCCAACAUCCUCAAACUCUGCCGCUCCUCCGGCGAGCGCAGAGCGACGGAAAUGGCCGCUGCCUUGCCGAUGUGCAGCGGGGUGCUGGCACUGCAAUGCUUUCAGCGAGCGGGACCCAGACGGGAGAGCGGCCAUGGAGCACCUUCCCCGGCCGUGUUGGAGCUGUGGCCGAGCGUCCCGCGCACAUGGCUGGAAGAACGUGCUGCGGAGGCGGUGGAGGCCGGCGAGUGCGAGCCCUCGGUGGCCUUAGGUCGUGGUUUGGCGGCUGCCGAGGAGACUGAGGCCCUGGCUUUGCAAAGCCUGCAUGCACGGCUUCAGGCGCGCGACUGCGUUCGCUUCGAUGGGGGCGCGCAGGCGCUCGAGCAACGGGUGCGGCAAGCAAUGGAGGUGCUACUCAAAGAGACGCGGGAAGAGUACAACUCCACCCUCUCCAUGAAGACCGCCAAGGCGGAAGUGGUCCAGGAGCUUCAGGACCGGGGCAGCCAGCAUGAAUGGACAGUGAAACAGCUCCAAGAUGCGGUAGAGCUCCUUGAGGAUUCGCAACUCUGUGAGGCGUCGGCCCCGCGGGACCUGGAACUCUUCUUCGCGGAUGCCUUGAGCCAGUCCAUCCCCGAGGAGCUGCAGCUUCGUGCUGGGCAGAGCCUGGAGGCCUUGGUCCGGUGCGGUCAGGCAGCGCAGCGCGUCCUCCAGACGAUGGACCGGAGGUGUCCAGGUGAGAGUGAGCCUUGCAGCACGCCCUCCGUGGAACGCAGUCCUGAGGUCAGUGCCCAUGAUGCACCCCUCCAGGUGGCUGAUGUGACUUUGAAGCUGGUGCCCUCCGAGGGGGACGCCGUGGACAGAGCUUCCCAGUCGGAUGAGAGAUAUGAGAGCGCAUCUCCGCUUAAGAAGAAGGCCACUCCUGGUGAACCAGCUGGCGCUUCUUUCUUGGCCCCUCCCGAGCCAGACUCCGAUGUCAGCGGCUUGCCAAAAGCAAAGCGCGAGACGAUGGGAAUCGAAGACUUGUGGUUUGGAGGGUCGUUCUCGAUGGACCUUCUGAGGAUGUAG
Durusdinium trenchii is the source of this 3561-nucleotide messenger RNA. The record is from the annotation of a GenBank genome assembly. Lineage: Eukaryota; Dinophyceae; Suessiales; Symbiodiniaceae.